This is a messenger RNA of Nelumbo nucifera (sacred lotus), 1307 nucleotides long. RefSeq names its product large ribosomal subunit protein uL14mz. Gene Ontology annotation, cellular component: mitochondrial large ribosomal subunit; ribosome. Lineage: Eukaryota; Viridiplantae; Streptophyta; Magnoliopsida; Proteales; Nelumbonaceae. Gene Ontology annotation, biological process: translation. Gene Ontology annotation, molecular function: structural constituent of ribosome; large ribosomal subunit rRNA binding. The record is from RefSeq and is a predicted model, not a curated record.
CACAAUCUUUCCCCAUUGCUCGUUUUUUUUAUCAAUAAGCGAUUUAAGCCCUAAGCCAUUUUUUAAUUUGUCAUCUUUUCCAUUGCUCUCUCCAACCAGCGGCGGAGUAUACUCGUUUCUUCCCUUUCUCACUGCGUUUUCUCCCUUUGGCGGAGUAUACUCAUUUUUUAAUUUCCCCAUUGCUCGUUUCUUCCCUUUGGCGAACAUUGAGCGGCGGGAGUCGUUCCAGCGGCGGCAAUCUAUUACCUGCGGUCGAAAUCGCAGCAGGAAAGCAGGAGUAGUUUAUUUAGAUUGGCACCUUAGCUGCAGAGAUGAUUCGUCGUACUUCUAGAUUGUUCACUGCAGUACUUGGGUCAUUUGUUCUGCUUGCUUUGGCAUCCUACAUGCAUUGCACCUAGUCAGGAAUAUAAGCUCAAUUACUUGGAUUGUAGGUCAGUCAUUGUUGGGGAAUUUUGGCAUCAAUUCAUCUAAUUUUCUGGGAGCAUCACAUGAGAUGGCAACAACGAUGACUUGCAAUAAUUUCUUAUCUCUGCAGCAAAGGACGUUCAUACAAAUGAGGACUAACCUUAAGGUUGUAGAUAACUCGGGGGCAAAGCGUGUAAUGUGCAUACAAGCUUUGAAGGGGAAGAAAGGAGCAAGACUGGGAGACACAAUAAUAGCAUCAGUGAAGGAAGCCCAACCUCGUGGAAAAGUCAAGAAAGGGGAUGUUGUCUAUGGUGUAGUUGUGCGUGCUGCCAUGCAGCGGGGCCGUUGUGAUGGGAGUGAGAUCAAGUUUGAUGAUAAUGCAGUGGUUCUUGUCAACAAACAAGGAGAGCCAAUUGGUACUAGAGUAUUUGGUCCAGUUCCACAUGAGCUAAGGAAGAAGAAACAUGUUAAGAUCCUUACUUUGGCAGAGCAUAUUGCUUGAGAUAAAUUUCCCUUCAGGAUUUUAGUUGCCUUUAAUUGAUUGUUCUAAUCUAAAGACAAAAAAGAACAGUACAGGACUUUCAGUGGUUAAGUCUAAAUUAAUGUAUUUUGGCCAUCUUUCUUGCUGCCAGUGAAGUUUGAACAGUUUCUGUAGAAAAGGAUUUCAGAUGGGGUUGUAUUCUAGUAAAGUAGGAUUGCCAUGAAAACUGUGGCUUGUGCUUGUUUUUGGACAGCCUUUUUUUAACUAUUCUUUGCCAUCUAGGGUGCUGAUGUUGCCAAUAGAGGCCAUUGCUAUGUCCAUUUGUCCAUUCAUUCCCUCUUUCCCCAGGCCUUGUGCAGAACGUUCCCCUAUUCGGUUAUAGUUCUUUCUACAAGGAAGAAUCUGGUGGCAUUUUCUUUUA